Messenger RNA from Notolabrus celidotus (New Zealand spotty), 997 nucleotides. RefSeq names its product troponin T type 1 (skeletal, slow) (gene tnnt1). Gene Ontology annotation, biological process: regulation of muscle contraction; sarcomere organization; slow-twitch skeletal muscle fiber contraction. Gene Ontology annotation, cellular component: troponin complex. Gene Ontology annotation, molecular function: troponin T binding; tropomyosin binding. NCBI's taxonomy places the organism in Eukaryota, Metazoa, Chordata, Actinopteri, Labriformes, Labridae. The record is from RefSeq and is a predicted model, not a curated record. The coding region runs from base 3 to 824 and encodes 273 amino acids. The transcript has 14 exons.
UCAUGUCAGAUAUAGAAGAGGAGUACGAUGAACAGGCAGAGGAGGAGCAGGAGGAGGAGCAGCAGGAGGAGGAGGAGCCAGAGCCGGCAGAGGAGGAUGGAGGAGGACAGCAAGAGUACCAAGAUCAAGAAGCCCAGGAGGAAGAAGAGGAGCGCCCAAAACCCAAACCCAUGGUGCCUCAACUUGCCGCUCCAAAGAUUCCUGAGGGUGAGAGGGUGGACUUUGAUGACAUCCACAGGAAGCGUAUGGAGAAAGACUUACUGGAGCUGCACACCCUGAUUGAUGUCCAUUUUGAGCAGAGGAAGAAGGAUGAGGAGGAACUUAUCGGCCUCAAGGACCGUAUUGAGCGUCGCCGGUCAGAGCGGGCUGAGAUCCAGCGAGUUAGAACAGAGAAGGAGAAGGACAGACAGAACAGGAUCGCGGAGGAACGCCACAGAAAAGAGGAAGAGGAGGCCAAGAAGAAGGCUGAUGAUGACGCCAAAAAGAAGAAAGUGCUGUCCGGCAUGGGAGCAAACUUUGGGGGCUUUUUGGCAAAGGCUGAGUCAAGGAAGGGGAAGCGUCUGACAGGCAAAGAGAUCAAGCGGAAGACUCUGACUGAGAGACGAAAGCCUUUAGACACUGAUAGCAUGAGAGAGGAUGCGCUUAAGCAACGAGCCCAAGACAUGUGGAACAAGAUCUACGAGCUGGAAUCUGAGAAAUUUGACUACAUUGAGCACAUGAAGCACCAGAAAUAUGAGAUCAUCGUGCUGCUGAACAGAAUCCAACAUGCUCAGAAAUUUAAAAAAGUCCACGGUAAAGGAAAGGUUGGUGGUCGCUGGAAGUAAAGAGAAAAAGUUGAAAAAGAAAAAAAGAAAGAGUUGGGACGGUGGAAGCACACAUUUUCUCUUCAGGGUCUACUUGUGUCAGAGUUUCUCUGUAGGCCUGUUCUGCGUGUGCGAGGAAUAUUCAUGUUUCUUGAUAAAAUACAGUAUAUUGAUUAAAAAAAAUUAAAGCCUCA